UAUUCAGUUUAGACUAUAUACGCUGAUAUUACCAAGAUCCAAAACCUCCUCAGAAGAGCAUUGACCCACAACCAGUUCUUGCCGUACCCCUAAACCACAUACAUCGCCGGCGAUCAGCUUCAACCGACAGCCUCAACGAACCAGAUGAGCAGAGCGGGGUGUUGAAGCGUAGAAGGCAACACGCUCAUAUCCCCUUGGUCGAUCGCCAAUGUAAUACACUGAUUCUUGGCAAGGACAAAUGGCCGAAUCCGCUGUGAGCGCCGUUCUAGGGAACUUGGGCAAUCUUGCUGUUCGGAAGACUAGUUUCUUAUGUGGAGUCACCCAUGAAGUGACCUUCCUGAAAGAUGAGUUGAUGCGGCUGCAGGGCUAUCUCAAAGACGCCGACAGCAAAAGGAGAUCUGGAAAUGCAAGUGUUGCUAUCUUUAUGAGCCAAAUUAGAGAUGCUGCAUAUGAGGCCGAGAAUGUUAUCGAAGCUGCAGAAUACAUGAAGAAGAGAAGCAGGAUCAAGAAGGGCUUCAUGGGUGCAAUUUCAAGGUAUGCUCAUUUACCGAGUGACUUGACUACCCUUCAUAAAGUUGGUGUUGAAAUUCGGCGUGUAAGAAGGAAGCUCAGUGAGAUAUCUCAGAGCGCAGACCAUUUGAAAAUCGACUUUAGUAGUCAUGUUGCAGAUGAGUAUCUAGAUGAUUAUGGCCUUAUGCACCAAAAUUGCAAGGAUGACGUUGUCAUGGUUGGUUUUGAGAAUGAGUACAACGAAAUAGUGGAUAAAUUAGUUCAAGCAGAAAAUAUGCUUAGUGUUGUUUCCAUAAUUGCCAUGGGUGGGGCAGGAAAAACAACACUUGCUAGAAAAUUAUACACUUCAUCCGAAGUCAAACAACACUUUGGGGCACUUAUUUGGGUGACUAUAUCCCAAAAAUUUAAGGUUGUUGAUUUACUAAAGGAAAUUGUGAAGCAAAUAUCAACCGGGGAUCAGUCUAGAAAAAUUGAUGACAUGAAUGAGUGUGAGUUGGGAAAGAAGAUCCAUGAUAUCCUCAUGCAAAAAAGAUACUUGGUAGUUCUUGAUGAUGUGUGGGAAACAGAUACAUGGGAGCAACUGAAUAGAACAAUUAAAGCCUUUCCAGAUGCAGCUAACUGUAGUAGAGUACUGUUGACAACACGAAAGGAAGAUGUUGCAAAUCAUGUUGAAAUGCCAACCCAUGUCCAUGCUUUGAAGUGUUUAGAUGAAGAGAAAAGUUGGUUACUUUUUAGUACCAAAGCUUUACCAUCAUACAAAAGACCAGACAUCCGUGACCUGGAUAUGUUUGAAAAACUAGGGGGGAAGCUUGCAAGGAAAUGUAAUGGAUUACCACUUGCACUUGCAGUUUUAGGGGGUUAUCUAUCAAAGAAUCUCAACACACAAGCAUGGUCUGAUGUAUUAUCGUGUUGGCCAUCAACCAAAGACACAAAGAUGAUGCGAAGCAUAAUAGCUCGGAGUUACAAGGACCUGCCAAAUCACUAUUUAAGAUCUUGUAUGCUAUAUAUUUCUGCUUUUCCUGAGGAUAUGAUAAUAUCUGUGUCAGUUCUUAUUAAUUUAUGGGUAGCAGAAGGUUUCAUUCCAGACACACCUAAGUGUACACUAGAAGAAACAGCUCGUAAGUAUGUAACUGAGUUGGCUCAAAGAAGCUUGGUGCAAGUUGUUAAAACAAGCGGUGUAUAUGGAUGGAUUCUAAAAAUAAGGAUUCAUGACAUCAUACGUGACUGGUGCAUAGAAGAAGCAACACAAGAUGGUUUCCUUGAUGUCACUGAUGAAACUACUAGAGGAAAAGUUGGUGCAUUAUCAUGUCAUACCCUGAUAUCCUAUCGUUCUUCUUUCCAAAACUCAAGUGAGCACAUUUUGCACGCAUCGCCUAAUCUCCGAGCUUUGCUUGCUUUUGGACUUUCAUCCGUAUCUUUUCCUGAGCUAAGAUUCCUAAGAGUCAUUCAUGUAGAGGACUCAAGCCUACAGGAUUUUUCCAAUGUAAUUGGUAGGUGCAUUCACUUACGACACCUCUGGUUGAGAAGAUGUAAAAAUGUGAUGAUCCCUUCUUCUAUCGGGAGACUCCUUUACUUGCAAAUUAUAGAUCUGCCAAAGACCUAUCUGCUACAGUCAGAAAUAUCAAGCUCCCUCUGGGAUAUAUCUAUGUUAAGGUAUGUAGAUAUUCCAAACAUUUCUCUGCCAAGGAGUGUGCAAAUUCAACAAAACCUACGGGAGCUUCACAUGCGUGCUGCUGAAUGUGAACAUGGAAAAGAUCCGAUGCCGAUCCUGGAGAUGCUUCCUUGUCUGGUAGUACUGGAUUUGGCUUUCUAUAAUCUCGAAACCAUGUCCUUCAGUGCCCAAGGGUUCCCUCGUUUGCAAGAGUUAAUAUUUCGAAAUUGUUCCAUUAAGUGGAGGAUGGAGAUCGGGACAAUGCCAAAGCUAUUCUUCCUGUCAUUUACACGGUGCAGGAUGGAUGAUGAAAUCCCUGAUGGAUUACUGUACCUUCCAUCCCUCAGGUUCAUAUCACUGCGACUGCGUAAUGUGGACAAAGAUUAUUUGAAUGAUAGCACACUGGAAGGAUUGAAGCAGAAAGGAUGCAAGGUCACAGAAAGUCAUAUGUAAUCUUCAAACAGCAGGGACGAAACCAUUAUGGUCUGGUUAUGUUCUAAUCAGA
Messenger RNA from Triticum aestivum (bread wheat), 2666 nucleotides. Its product is annotated as putative disease resistance protein At1g50180. The coding region runs from base 239 to 2614 and encodes 791 amino acids. The transcript has 4 exons. Gene Ontology annotation, molecular function: ADP binding. Gene Ontology annotation, biological process: defense response to other organism. NCBI's taxonomy places the organism in Eukaryota, Viridiplantae, Streptophyta, Magnoliopsida, Poales, Poaceae. The record is from RefSeq and is a predicted model, not a curated record.